This is a messenger RNA of Ochotona curzoniae (black-lipped pika), 2187 nucleotides long. RefSeq names its product lactotransferrin (gene LTF). NCBI's taxonomy places the organism in Eukaryota, Metazoa, Chordata, Mammalia, Lagomorpha, Ochotonidae. Gene Ontology annotation, cellular component: early endosome; plasma membrane; recycling endosome. The transcript has 17 exons. The coding region runs from base 1 to 2127 and encodes 708 amino acids. Gene Ontology annotation, biological process: iron ion transport; antibacterial humoral response. The record is from RefSeq and is a predicted model, not a curated record.
AUGAGGCUCACCUUUUCCAGCCUGAUAUUCCUGGGGGUGCUUGCACUGUGUCUGGCUGUCCCCAGGAAGGGCAUUCGAUGGUGUACCAAAUCCAGGGCAGAGAAAACAAAAUGCUCUUUGCUGCAGAAGUACAUGAGAAAGCAGGGUGGCCCACGCAUCUCCUGUGUCCGGAAGCCUUCUAUCCAGCAGUGUGCCCUGGCCAUCGCGGGAAACAAGGCAGACGCCAUGACCGUGGACAGUGGCUUGCUGUUUCAGUACAGCCAGGACCCUUACAACCUGAAGCCUGUUGCUGCAGAAAUCUACGGGACCCCAGAGAAGCCGCAGACUCACUAUUAUGCUGUGGCCGUGGCCAGGAAGGGUAGCAACUUCCAGCUGAACCAGCUGCGAGGGCUGAAGUCUUGCCACACAGGCUUGGGCAGGACGGCUGGCUGGAACAUCCCCAUUGGGACACUUCGGUCAUUCUUGAACUGGAAGGGGCCGACCAAGCCCCUUGAAGAAGCCGUGGCCAAGUUCUUCUCUGGCAGUUGUGUGCCUGGGGCAGAUGGAAAUAGGUACCCGAGCCUGUGCCAGCUGUGUGUGGGGACAGGGAAGAACAAGUGUGCCUUUUCUUCCCAGGAGCCCUAUUUUGGCUACUCUGGUGCCUUCAGGUGCCUGAGAGAUGGGGCUGGAGAUGUGGCUUUUAUCCGGCAGAGCACGGUGUUUGAGGACCUGCCUGACAAGGCUGCGAGGGAUGAGUUUGAGCUGCUCUGCCCAGACAACACCCGGAGGCCAGUGGGCGAGUAUGAGCAGUGCCACCUGGCCCGAGUUCCUUCCCACGCUGUUGUGGCCCGGAGCGUGAAUGGAAAGGAGGAUGACAUCUGGAAUUUCCUUAACCAGGCACAGGAAAAGUUUGGGCACAACAAGUCGCCAACCUUCAAGCUCUUUGGCUCUCUUAAAGGGCAGAAGGACCUGCUGUUCAAGGACUCUGCCAUUGGGUUCUUGAGGGUCCCCAAGAAGAUAGAUGCUGCACUAUACCUUGGCUUCAGCUAUGUCACUGCACUCCGGAACAUGGGGAAAACGGAGGCGGCUGUGGCAGCCCGGGAGUCGCUGGUGGUGUGGUGUGCUGUGGGCAACAAGGAGCAACACAAGUGCAACCGGUGGAGCCACCUGAGCAACGGCAAUGUGGCCUGUGCCUCGGCACCCACCACGGAGGACUGCAUUACCCUCAUCCUGAAAGGGGAAGCUGAUGCCAUGAGUCUGGACGGAGGGCAUAUCUACACCGCAGGCAAAUGUGGGCUGGUGCCUGUCCUGGCCGAGAAUCCAACAUCCCGAGAGCAUCACGACACUGACUGUGUGAAUAGACUAGCAGACGGGUAUCCCGCUGUGGCGGUGGUGAGAACAUCUGACCCAGAAAUCACCUGGAACAAUCUGGAAGGCAGAAAGUCGUGCCACACCGCCGUGGGCAGGACAGCAGGCUGGAAUAUCCCCAUGGGCCUGCUCCUCAACCGCACAGGCUCCUGCAAGUUUGAUGAAGUCUUCAGUCAGAGCUGUGCCCCUGGUGCUGAACCCGACUCCCUUCUCUGUGCUCUGUGUGUGGGGAAUGAGAUGAAUGAGGACAAGUGCAUGCCCAACAACAAUGAGAGAUACUAUGGCUACACUGGGGCUUUCCGGUGCCUAGCCGAGGACACUGGAGAUGUUGCAUUCAUCAAACCAAGCACAGUUUUGCAGAAUACCAACGGAAACAGCAGAGAAUCCUGGGCCAGGGGGCUGAGGCUAGAGGAUUUUGAGCUGCUAUGCCUUGAUGGCAGCCGGAAGCCUGUGACAGAAGCUAAGAGCUGCCACCUGGCUGUGGCUCCCAAUCAUGCUGUGGUGUCUCGGAAGGACAAGGUGGAGCGCCUGGAGCAGGUGCUGCUGCAGCAGCAGGCUGAGUUUGGGAAAAAUGGAAGUAAGUGCCUAAGAGAGUUCUGUUUGUUCAAGUCCGAUGUCCCAAACCUUCUAUUUAAUGACAACACGGAGUGUCUGGCCAGGCUGCCGGGCAAACCAACAUAUGAGCAAUAUUUGGGAUCCCAGUACGUGGCGGCCAUUGGUCAUCUGCAGCAGUGCUCGACCUCCCCACUUCUGGAAGCUUGCGCUUUCCUUGGGAAGUAAAAGCCUGGAGGAAGACAGCCUAGCCUCACUCAGGAAGCCUCAGCCCUUCCCAGCGCUCUG